Helianthus annuus (common sunflower) is the source of this 957-nucleotide messenger RNA. RefSeq lists its product as uncharacterized. NCBI's taxonomy places the organism in Eukaryota, Viridiplantae, Streptophyta, Magnoliopsida, Asterales, Asteraceae. The transcript has 2 exons. Bases 1 to 957 code for a protein of 318 amino acids. The record is from RefSeq and is a predicted model, not a curated record. Gene Ontology annotation, molecular function: nucleic acid binding; zinc ion binding.
AUGUCUCGAUUGGUUCCUUACUUGAUCACACCAGAACUGAAGCGUAUAGCUCGUUUUAUUGGGGGUCUAGCCUCAGAAAUCAAGGCAAGUGUGAAAGCAUCGAGACCUACCACGUUCAGGUCAGCGGCAGAUCUAUCACUAUCUCUCGCACUUGAUGUGGUCAGAAACAAGGCUGCCAAAGCUUCUGCUGAAGGAAAGCGUAAAAGGGAGGAUGAGAAUUCUCAUCGUUCCGAUAAGAAGAAAAAGGGGGACUCUGAUCAUAAGAAGAGUUCCGGGUUUAAGAAGGACAACCAGCAGUCGGGUGAAAAGACCAGGGACCAAGUCUCGAGUAUGACAAACUCGGAUAAGACAACCGUCAAUCACGCCAUUGGUGAUGUGACACAUGCUAAAGAUACUACAAUUGUGAACCUCCGAAUUGACAAAGAUGUUCUCCAAGCUAUAAUAGACGCAACUGUUGGAAAGGCUGUGAGGAAGGCCGUGAAAAAGUUCAAGGAGCCCAAUGCUACUUGCUCCAAAUCUCAUCUAAGACCACACUUCCUUACUCACGAGAAGAAUCUUGUUCAUGCCUCAAAUGCAAAGGAUGAACUAAGAAGGAAAAGGGAGGAAGAUAACUCCCAGAGUUCUAAGAAAAAGGGUAAGCUUGAGCUUAAGGAUAACAAACAAAAGUCCAACAAGAAACCUGUAUGCAAGACCUGCAAGAAGUGCCAUUAUGGGAAGUGCAGGUUCGAAUCAAAAUCCCAAUCACAGCCUAGGGCUUGUGGGAUCUGCAAAUCUAGUGAGCAUAAAACAUUAGAAUGCAAGAAGAUAAGAGAUGCGUGUUGUUACAACUGUAACGAGAAGGGGCAUAUCAAGUCAAAUUGCCCAAAAUAUACAAAGAAGCUUGAAGAACUUAAGAAGACCAACGCUAGGGUCUUUCAGAUGGGUGCAAAAGAGCCAUACAAGAUGACAAUGUUAUAA